AUGGCCGAAUCUUCGCCCUUGCUCGCCUCCAUUCAGGGCGAUAACGAGGAGUUUCCCAGCAUCCUCCACGGCAAGAAGGUGCUGCUGGCCACUGAAUCAUGGGGCCCCGUCAACGGCGUCAGUCGGACCACCCGCAGUCUUGUCGAGUACCUGCGUGAUCACGGCGUGGAGUUGAUUCUUGUCGCGCCCCAUUUCAAAGGUGACCUCUCCAAACAGAGCACGCCCUGGGAGUACCGCCUGCCCGGCUGCGCGUUGCCUUACAACCCGGACUUGACGGUCGUUUACCCCUUCCAGAUCAACGAUGUCUUCCAGCAGACUUUCCAGCCAGACAUCGUCUACCUGGCCAGUCCUGCCUCGCUGGGCUUCCAGAUGCUCCUGCAGAUCCGCCAGCUCCGGUCUCCCCCACCGGUGCUGCUCAACUUCCAGACCGAUCUGUCGGCCUAUGCGGAGAUCAUGCUCCCCACCCCCUGGACCAAUUUGGCGUCUGGCUGCUGGCAACCGUCCAGGGCUUCCUGUUCCGCACUCGUGCCGUGCACACCAUCUUCUACCCAUGCUCGGCCAUUCGGGGCUACCUGGAACGCGCAGGCGCACCCGUCGACCGGUUGGUCCAGCUGGGUCGUGGCGUCGACACCGUCAUGUUCACCCCCUCGCAACGUGAUGAGGCCUACCGCAGGGGAGAUCGCCCCCGCAGGGGAAAUCAUUCUCAUCUGCGUCUGCCGUAUCGCGCCAGAGAAAGGCUUCGAGUUCCUCGCGCAGGUCGCGACGCGCCUGGCCGCGGACAAAGUGCCCUUCAAGCUGUUGAUCGUGGGCGGGAACCGCAAUCCCGUCGUAGAAAACAAGGUCAAGCGUCUGUUUGACGGGAUCCGCAACCAUGUGGUCUUUACCGGCUUCCUCACGGGGUCCGCGCUGGCUCGUGCCUAUGCCUCGGCCGAUCUUUUCUUGCACUGCUCCAUUACCGAAACCUUUGGGCUGGUCGUUCUCGAGGCGAUGGCCAGCGGACUGCCCGUGAUUGCACGCGAUCAGGGCGGACCCUCCGACAUUAUUCGUCAUGGUCAGACCGGCUAUCUGGUUCCGCCGCAUGACCUCAACCGAUUCACUGACUGGACGCGCGAGGUGUCCCAAGACUCGACCCGACGAAGAGCUCUCGCGACUGCCGCCCGUCAAUACGCCGACGAUACCACCUGGGAGAAGAUUAACCGCCGAGCGGCCUGGCAGAUAGCCGAUGCAUUGACCCAUACCGACCAGGAAUCGCAUGGUCGUCGGCCUCCGGUUCGACCCGGUAUCAUGGGAUCGACCAUGGAGUAUGUUCGUCUCGCGUUUGCCGUGGGGAUCGUAUACGCGAUGUGGUUGAUUGCCGUGGUCCCGUUGAUUGUUCACGGGCACCGCUUUAUCCCUCGGGCCUGGCAGGCGCUGCGAGAUCAAUUCCAGUGUGCUUGGCCGCUCCGCAGCUGA
This is a messenger RNA of Penicillium canariense, 1452 nucleotides long. Its product is annotated as glycosyltransferase family 4 protein. Gene Ontology annotation, molecular function: glycosyltransferase activity. Bases 1 to 1452 code for a protein of 483 amino acids. Lineage: Eukaryota; Fungi; Ascomycota; Eurotiomycetes; Eurotiales; Aspergillaceae. The transcript has a single exon. The record is from RefSeq and is a predicted model, not a curated record.